This is a messenger RNA of Microdochium trichocladiopsis, 2778 nucleotides long. RefSeq lists its product as uncharacterized. Gene Ontology annotation, cellular component: telomerase holoenzyme complex. The record is from RefSeq and is a predicted model, not a curated record. NCBI's taxonomy places the organism in Eukaryota, Fungi, Ascomycota, Sordariomycetes, Xylariales, Microdochiaceae. The coding region runs from base 406 to 2778 and encodes 790 amino acids. Gene Ontology annotation, biological process: nuclear-transcribed mRNA catabolic process, nonsense-mediated decay. Gene Ontology annotation, molecular function: telomeric repeat DNA binding; protein binding; telomerase RNA binding. The transcript is spliced from 5 exons.
CGCACAAGCGACAGCCUUGGAUCCUCGAAGCGCUUCCUCCAGAGGAUUCUUCCAGCGCAUCACCACUGCUGCCGUCGCGCCUACCGUCAACCCUGUCGCAAAACGCUUGCGCAUCCUGUCGCCGCGCCUUGCUGCGCAUUGCUCAGGGUAGCUCUUCACCCACGCGCCCCAAGGACGCUGCAAGACGUAGAAACUCGAUCGGCCUUUAUUGUCGAUCCUCCUUGACAGCCCGUCGCCAAUGUUCGAGGCGGCCACUCUCCACCACGCCCGCCUAGAUCUCGCCUGCCUCCUGAAUAAUGGGUCGCUCUUGCCUCCGCGAGUGCAGCCAGACCGUGUGUGAUCUCGAGCUUGAGCUCUGAGCCCUUCUGCCGGGUUUGCUCCCGAGGUCCUGUCUCGGCACUCGCCAUGGAUGUGCCCACCGCGCGCUCCAUGGCGCGCGCAAGUUGGGGUGACGUCCAGAAAACCCGGGCAAGCCUGCACGCACAGGUCACGGACGUGAGGAAGGAACGCGGCAACGCAACCUACAUGGCCAUGUUCGACGGCAUUGAGCAGAAGCUUUCGCAACUGCGCCUGGCCUGCAUGCAAGUCAUAUUCCAUGACUUUGAGUAUGCCGCUGAUAAGAAAGCCGAGCACACCCUCUGGCAAGCCCACACCUCGGUCAACAGUGAGUAUCGCCGAGUCGUGGGCCGUCUCUGUGGCCAGAGCCAGGUCGUCCAGAAGCGGAAGCUCGAGAGGAUGUACAAGGACUUUCUGAAAACUUCGCAGUCGUUCUAUUGUGGCUACAUUCAACGCCUUGCCAGCCGUUUCUUCAUCCCGGAACUUUGCCAGGCUGCGCAAAGGCUGAAUGUUCAGCCGACCGAUAUGCCGUCUCGUGAUGCCUCGGUCCCCGAUCCGGUGCGCAAGCUCGUCACGAGCUCCUGCCAAAGAAGUCUUGUUCAUCUCGGUGACCUCUCAAGGUAUCGCUGUCAAAUUUCGGACAAGUCCACAAAGACUAGCUUCGACACGGCCCUGGCAUACUAUGGGCUUGCGAACUCCGUAGACCCGGACAACGGGUCUGCACACCACCAGAUGGCGGUGCUCUACCAGCUUCAUGCCCAACACUUUGAGAUAGUCUAUCACUUCCACCGGGCCAUCGCUAUAGCAAAACCUCACGAGCUUGGGCUUGGCAAUCUGGAAAGGGAGUAUCGUGGCCUGCAGCACCCUACACCAGCUGCCCAGGCGGGGGCUCCUGCUGACGCGAUGGUAUCUUGGUUUGUACGUCUUCAUGGGUUCUACUUCCAUGGAGAGCCGUUUUCGCAACAGGCCGAGCUCGAAACCGAAGUGCUGCAUAGGUCUGAGCAGGCUUAUAAAGCACAGAACCCCAACCACGUUCUGCUCCGAAUGGCACUGAUCAACAUCGCUGCCUACGAGAUCGCAACCAGUAAAGUCAAAGAGUCGUGGACUUUGACCGCAUCCCGCACCUGCCAGUUUCUCCUUCGCUGGACAAUCCGCAGCAUUGCUCUACUUUUGCGGCUGGUCAAGGCUGAAUUUCUUGACAGCCGGGCCACAUUGCCAACUUCGGUCAUCUCAACUGGCAGCGAUGAGUCGCCGAUGUCCUCCAGCGCACUGUUCACGAGCCACCUUGCCCUCCUCCGCAUGUAUAUCGCAUGGAUUUACACUGUUCGUUCAGAUAUUGUGGAGUAUCGUGCGUUUUUAGAGCCUCACGCCAGUGAUGUAUAUCGCCUGCUCGCCGAUUCACUGACCCUUUUCAAUGAAUACGUCGACCAAUUCAGCGAUACACUCAAGUCAGCGUAUCUCCUGCCCGAGGAUGUCGAGGCCAUCGGCUUGCGGCCGCUCGAGGAUCGCAGGCUCCCGCUGUUUUUCCACGUCCUCGAAGAAAGUGACACCCGAACGUACAAAAAGUUCAAGGUCCGCAAACAGCGCAAGGAAGAAUUGGGGGCCAACCACAGUGUGCAAACGGAGACGGUGUGGCGAAUCCGGGACAUAGUCUACUGCGGCAUCCUUCUUGCUGGUAGCACGCACUUUCCGGUCUCGAUCACAGCCAUUCAGCGUCCCGACGGACGCACAACCGAGGGUUGGGUUUUUACAGAUGAAAAUCCAGCCGCCUCAUACAUUACUGAGAUCGAAAUGUCUCGUAUGCUUAGGCGACUGGAGUUGCCCAAUUCUAAAAUCAUACACGACCAACAGGGUACUCGGCCGGUUCAGACGCAGUCCGCGACCCGCGCUCUGACCCCUACGAAUGCUGUGUCGCCUGGAACACUGCUGUCGGACAAGCAGAUCGCCGCCCACCCUACGAACGACGCCACCCACAGCGAACGCAUCUCUGCCCAACCCAAUGCGAACAAAGCAACGAGCGCUGUUGGCGACUCUGAACUCAACCAGGACAGCGAAAUGCUCGACAUGGUCAACAAAUUGCUCGAUCCCGCUGACGACGGAUCGUCGAAGCACAGCAGCGCCUUUCAUGAAAGUAGCUAUGGUAUGAACACUUCUACGGCCAAUGACAUAUUUGGUCACAUUGGACAUAGCUCGGAUCAGCCGUCUCCUGUUGCAAAGCAAAUCCCGAAUCUACCGUGGGAAUACUUCUACAAUGCCAGCUGGAACGAGCCCAGCACACAGGCUCGAGGGCAGGCAAUCAUAGACAGGUCAUACGUUCCGCGCUCUUCCGUUGGGAGUCGUGACGAUAUGCGCGAAAGCCUCGGUGGAGUCACCGGCCAAGUCCCGGGCGUUGGUGUCCGCAAUGACCGUCGCUCCGCAUUUGACAAAGUGGCCACAGCAUGA